This is a messenger RNA of Setaria italica (foxtail millet), 816 nucleotides long. Its product is annotated as transcription factor SRM1. The transcript has 2 exons. The record is from RefSeq and is a predicted model, not a curated record. Gene Ontology annotation, molecular function: DNA binding. The coding region runs from base 1 to 816 and encodes 271 amino acids. NCBI's taxonomy places the organism in Eukaryota, Viridiplantae, Streptophyta, Magnoliopsida, Poales, Poaceae.
AUGCACCACGAUGGGUACGCCGCAGCGACGGCGGCGCCUCCGCUGACCCUUGCUGCGUCGCCGGCGCCGGCGCCGGAGCAGGAGCCAAAGUGGACCCGCAGGGAUGACAAGUUCCUGGAGCUACUGCUCUUCACCCGCAACACCGUCUCCCUCCACAUCGCCUCCGGCAUCAUCGGCAAGACGCCGGUCCAGAUUCACCAGCGGUGCACCUUCAUGUUCGCCGAGCUGAGCCACGUCCUCGAGUCUCUGGAAGUGUUGACGCCGCCCGUGUGGGACAUGGAGAUUGCUGCUAUGGCCGCGGCGGUGGAAGAAGAAGUAGUGCCCGAGGCCGUGGUGCCCGCUGCUCCACCAGUUGCAGCGAGGAAGAACUCUGCUGAGCGGGCAGUUGGUGCCGGCGGCGAUAAACGCAAUAAGAAGGCGGCUGAGAAGUGGACGGAAUAUGAGCACAGACUUUUCUUAGCGGGCCUGCCCUUCUAUAGAGGCAAUUGGAAUGCGAUGUCGAGGGAGUUUCUUACGAGCAAGACUGCGAGCCAGAUCGCCAGCCAUUACCAGAAAUAUCGGAACAGGGAGAAACAGAGGGAACAUGACAACUGCAAGAGAGCGAGCAUACACGACAUCACGGAACCUGGGAUCGCCGCCGCCUUUGCAGUUUCAGGUGGUGAGGCAGCUGCAUGGAAAGGUGAGCUUCCUAGAUCUGAAGCUAGCGCUCGGGGUCAAGAAAAUGAACCAUGGGAGCCAAUUGAGAGCGGUGAAGAUGGACUUAGUCCUGUUGAAGAGUUUCCUGGUGAAGAUGACCCGGGAACUCUGCUUACGUAG